AUGAGAAGAUAUCUUCAAUUUAUAGUGCUACUAGCAAUUAUAUCUUUUUCCUAAUGCUUUUAAAAUAUAGAUUCCAAUUUUUCUUCUUCAAAGAAAAGACUUCAUUUUGAUGAAAAAGGCGAAUUUAAAGUGAUCUAAUUUGCUGAUCUCCACUUUGGUGAAACUGACUUAAAGGAUCUUCUAUCUGUUUCUUUGAUGAAUUAUUUGAUAGAAAAGUAUCAUCCAAAUUUUGCAGCGCUUUCAGGUGAUAUGGUUAGUGGAUAUGCAUGGGAUAAUACAACAACAUUUUAUUAGCGUAAUUGGAAGAAAUACACAAGUCCAUUUGGAUUACAUAAUCUCUCUUAUUCAAUUAUUCUUGGAAAUCAUGAUGACCAAGCUAACCUAAACCGUACUUAAAUUAUGGAUUUAGAUAUGACUAAUCCUCACAGUCAUUCAAAUAAAAGUGUUCCUGGUUUGCCUGAUGGCAGCAAUUAUUACUUAAUCAUAUAUGAGAAUGCUACAAGCAAUGUUCCAAAAGCUGUGCUCUGGUUUUUAGAUACACAUGAUCACGAAUGUGAGGAUAAUACUAAUUCUUGGGGUUGUAUUUCAAGAAUUUAAGUUGAAUGGUUUGAAAAUGAAAUUACUAAGUUGAAUAAGUAAUAUGAAAAUUUGCUUCAUAUUGCUUUUUAUCAUAUUCCAAUUCCAGAGUAUGUUACAUUAUAUAAUAAUUACAAAGUCUAUGGAACUAGAGGAGAAUCUGUUGGUUGUCCAUCAAUUAAUACUGGAUUCUUUAAAGCUAUGAAGGAAAACAAUGUUAGAGCAGGUUUCUGUGGUCAUGACCAUAAUAACGAUUAUGGAGGUUUUAUUGAAGGAGUUGAGUUAGUUUAUGGUAGAAAAACAGGAUUUGGAAGUUAUGGACCAUAGGAAGAUAAAAUGAGAGGAGCAAGAUUUCUUCAUCUGACCCUUCAAGGUAAUUCAACACCCACACUAUAUCACGAAAUACUUUAAUCUGAUGGCACUAGAAAAUAAAAUGGAGAAGCCACUUACAGAUACGACAAAGAUGAAGAGGGUUGUGGAGUUACUCUUGGUCUAUAAUAACCCUUAGAUACUUAUCCAAAAUUAAAGAAAAGAGUUGAAUUAUGA
Messenger RNA from Tetrahymena thermophila SB210, 1122 nucleotides. Its product is annotated as ser/thr phosphatase family protein. The transcript is spliced from 4 exons. Lineage: Eukaryota; Ciliophora; Oligohymenophorea; Hymenostomatida; Tetrahymenidae. The record is from RefSeq and is a predicted model, not a curated record. Gene Ontology annotation, cellular component: cytoplasm. Gene Ontology annotation, molecular function: hydrolase activity, acting on ester bonds.